Messenger RNA from Cinclus cinclus, 450 nucleotides. RefSeq names its product feather beta keratin-like. The transcript has 2 exons. The record is from RefSeq and is a predicted model, not a curated record. Lineage: Eukaryota; Metazoa; Chordata; Aves; Passeriformes; Cinclidae. Gene Ontology annotation, molecular function: structural constituent of cytoskeleton. Gene Ontology annotation, cellular component: intermediate filament. Bases 1 to 450 code for a protein of 149 amino acids.
AUGCCCCAAGGCCAUGGGACAAGGCUGAACCACCUCCCCCAUACCAGCAUAAAAGCCAGCCCAGAGCAUCUCUCCCUCACACACUUCACCUCACGCCUUCUCCUCCUGCUUUCUUCUCUUCCAGGGACCCUCCACACCACACCCAUGGCCUGCUAUGACAUCUGCCGUCCCUGCGGACCCACCCCGCUGGCCAACAGCUGCAAUGAGCCCUGUGCCCUGCAAUGUCAGGAUUCCCGCGUCAUCAUCAACCCUUCCCCUGUGCUGGUGACCCUGCCCGGACCCAUCAUGACCUCCUUCCCCCAGAACACCGCAGUUGGAUCCUCCUCCUCGGCUGCCGUUGGUAGUGAGCUCAAUGCCCAGGGACAGCCCAUCUCUGGUGGAUUUGGCUUUGGCCUUGGCUAUGGCUAUGGGCUGGGCUGCUAUGGUAGAAGGGGUGGCUACAACUGCUAA